ACAACUUUACUGCAAAGCCCCGUUUCUCGCUCUCACUCGCUCGCCGUUCUUCGACCAAAUCAUCUACACCGCUUCACCGACGAGUCUCGCCGAUGAAAGACGCCGGAGGAACAGUACUUUGUAUUUGAGGCGAGCUGUUACGGUUCUCUUAGAUACAGAGACCGAACAAAGCGGUCUUUUGGACUGUUUGACGGUUUGGGAAAGACAGGUUUGGUGACUAAAAGGGCGUGCGCUGUGUGUGUGAGCGCUCGCAUGUCGAGACGACGUGGUUUUGGGGAGAGUCAUACGAGGGAGGCAAAACGGCGCCGUAUUUGGAUGCUGUGAGUGAUCGGAGGCGAUAGAUGGGUAGGGUAGUGGUGGUGGGGGUGGCGCUGACGGUGGCGGCGGCGGCCUGCGUGUUUGCAUCGGUGGUGGUUGGGAGAAGAGUGAGGAGUAGGAGGAAGUGGAGGAGAGUGUUGGGGGUGCUGGCGGACCUGGAGGAAGGGUGCUCUACUCCGGUGGGGAGGCUGAAGCAGGUGGUGGACGCCAUGGCCGUGGAGAUGCAUGCUGGGCUGGCCUCCGAAGGGGGCUCCAAACUCAAAAUGUUGCUCACCUUCGUCGAUCGUCUCCCCUAUGGGAGUGAGAAAGGAACUUAUUAUGCACUAGAUCUUGGGGGUACUAAUUUUAGGGUCUUGCGGGUUCAGCUAGGAGGUCAAAGGUCCUCGAUCAUGGAACAACAUGUGGAAAAGCAACCCAUUCCCCAACAUCUGAUGAGCAGCACAAGCGAGAUUCUCUUUGAUUUUAUUGCUUCAUCGUUAAAGGAGUUUGUCGAAAGAGAGGGAGAUGGCUCCCAAACGCUACUAACCAGAAGACGGGAACUUGGAUUUACAUUCUCUUUUCCAGUGAAGCAAACUUCUGUUUCAUCGGGCAUUUUGAUUAAAUGGACAAAACUGUUUUACAUUCCAGACAUGGUUGGAAGAGAGGUUACGGAAUGCUUAGAACAAGCAAUGAGUAGAAAAGGCCUAAACAUGCGGGUAGCAGUACUGGUUAAUGACACUGUGGGAACAUUAGCACUUGGACAUUAUCAUGAUGCAGACACUGUUGCUGCAGUGAUAAUUGGUACAGGUACAAAUGCCUGUUACUGGGAGCGGACAGAUGCCAUCAUCAAGUGUCAAGGGCUUCUUACAACUACUGGAGGCAUGGUCAUCAACAUGGAAUGGGGAAAUUUCUGGUCAUCGCAUUUACCAAGAACUUCUUAUGACAUGGACUUAGAUGCUGAUAGCCCUAAUCAAAAUGAUCAGGGUUUCGAAAAAAUGAUAUCAGGAAUGUAUCUAGGUGAAAUUGUGAGGAGAGUACUUUUAAGGAUGUCUCAAGAAUCAGAUAUAUUUGGAGCUCUUCCCUCCAAGUUAUCAAUGCCCUUUAUUUUGAGUACACCUAUGAUUGCUGCCAUGCAUGAAGAUGACUCCCCUGAGUUGACAGAAGUAGCAAGAAUCUUGAAAGAUGCUCUGGAGAUUCCUGAUGUUCCUUUAAAGGUGAGAAAGCUCGUCGUAAAGGUAUGCGAUGUGGUCACCCGCAGAGCCGCUAGAUUGGCAGCUGCUGGUAUUGUGGGUAUCUUGAAAAAGAUUGGCCGGGAUGGAAGUGGCGGGAUCACGGGUGGAAGGACUAGAAGUGAUGUUAAAAUAAGAAGAUCGGUGGUUGCUAUUGAAGGGGGUUUGUAUACAAGCUACACAAUAUUUAGAGAAUACCUGCAUGAAGCCUUGUCAGAAAUAUUGGGGGAAGACAUUGCUCGACAUGUCAUUCUUAAGGUCACCGAAGAUGGAUCAGGCAUCGGAGCAGCGCUCCUGGCUGCCUCAUAGUAAUCCAACCGUGUGGAUAGCGUACAGUUGCUAUAAAUAUAUAUUCAUAUAUAUACAUAUAGCCCCUGUAAAUGUAGAUCAUUUUCCAUAUCAUUUUGUAUAAAAGGAAGGAUGUCCAUAUUUUUUCCCCCGAAAAUUUCCAUCAAUUUUAUAGUUUGAUGUCCGCAAUGUGAAAAUGUUGUUCUUUAUUAAA
Molecule: messenger RNA, 2028 nt
Organism: Juglans regia (Persian walnut)
Lineage: Eukaryota; Viridiplantae; Streptophyta; Magnoliopsida; Fagales; Juglandaceae
Product: hexokinase-3-like
Exons: 9
Coding region: 342-1835 (497 amino acids)
Biological process (GO): glucose 6-phosphate metabolic process; glycolytic process; intracellular glucose homeostasis
Cellular component (GO): mitochondrion; cytosol
Molecular function (GO): ATP binding; glucokinase activity; fructokinase activity
Source: RefSeq, a predicted model, not a curated record